Molecule: messenger RNA, 489 nt
Organism: Epithele typhae
Lineage: Eukaryota; Fungi; Basidiomycota; Agaricomycetes; Polyporales; Epitheliaceae
Exons: 2
Source: RefSeq, a predicted model, not a curated record
UCUCUAGUCUCCAUCUGCAAGGCCGACGAGGUGGGUUACUCCGCCAUUUUCGCGCACGGGGAGUGCCAGCUGCAGUCGCGCGAGACCGGCGACGUCGUCGCGCGCAUCCCAUCCUAUCACGGACUCUAUCAGAUUGUAUCUUGCACCAACGACGAAAUGGCGCUGAGCACGCGCCCGGCCAAGCACGGGCCGCUCACCAUCAGCGUGAUGGAUCUCCACCGCACCAUGGGACAUAUCUCGCUGCGCACCGCCCGCGACAUGGUCAAGCGCGGUCACACGGACGGCAUCGCGCUGUCGGAUGCGGACAUCUUGGCACAAUGCAAGACCUGUGUCCAGGCGAAGCUCACACACAAGGCGAUCCCAGACACCGCGCAUGGGAGCGCGCAUGACAUCCCCGUGACGGCCUACGGCGACAAACUGCACUCCGACGUCUGGGAUGCCGGUGAGGCUUCCCUUGGGGGCGACCACAAAGCCGUUGUCUUCAUCGAC